Saimiri boliviensis boliviensis (Bolivian squirrel monkey) is the source of this 2253-nucleotide messenger RNA. It is a transcript of the gene TGM5, whose product is annotated as transglutaminase 5. NCBI's taxonomy places the organism in Eukaryota, Metazoa, Chordata, Mammalia, Primates, Cebidae. Gene Ontology annotation, biological process: peptide cross-linking. Gene Ontology annotation, molecular function: protein-glutamine gamma-glutamyltransferase activity. The record is from RefSeq and is a predicted model, not a curated record.
ACACUCUGGCAGCAGUUUUCUGAAGCUCCAGACCGCCCAGCUGUUCUGUGGGGAGCAUCCCAGGAACUGGAGGCAGCCACCAUGGCCCAAGGACUAGAAGUGGCCCUCACAGACCUCCAGAGCUCCAGAAAUAAUGUGCAGCACCACACGGAGGAGAUCACUGUUGACCAUCUCCUUGUUCGCCGGGGCCAGGCCUUCAACCUCACCUUGUACUUCAGGAACCGGGGCUUCCAGCCAGGCCGGGACAACAUCAUCUUUGUGGUUGAGACUGGACCACUGCCAGACCUGGCUUUAGGGACUCGGGCUAUAUUCAGCCUGGCAAGCCAUGGCAGCCCCAGCCCCUGGAUCGCCUGGCUGGAGACCAAUGGGGACACCUCCACAGAGGUGAGCUUGUGUGCUCCUCCCACGGCGGCCGUGGGUCGGUACCUCUUGAAAAUACACGUCGACUCCUUCCAGGGGUCUGUGACAGCCUACCAGCUCGGGGAGUUCAUCCUGCUCUUCAAUCCCUGGUGCCCAGAGGAUGCUGUUUACUUGGACAGUGAGCCCCAGAGGCAGGAGUAUGUCAUGAAUGAUUAUGGCUUCAUCUACCAAGGCAACAAGAACUGGAUCCGCCCAUGUCCCUGGAACUAUGGACAGUUUGAAGAGAAAAUCAUAGACAUCUGCCUGCAGCUGCUAGACAAGAGCCUGCACUUCCAGACUGACCCAGCCACAGACUGUGCCCUGCGGGGAAGCCCUGUCUACGUCAGCAGAGUGGUGUGUGCCAUGAUCAACAGCAACGAUGACAAUGGGGUGCUCAAUGGAAACUGGAGUGAGAAUUACACAGAUGGCGCCAACCCUGCGGAGUGGACUGGCAGCGUGGCCAUCCUGAAACAGUGGCAUGCCACAGGGUGCCAGCCUGUGCGCUACGGGCAGUGCUGGGUCUUUGCUGCCGUCAUGUGCACAGUGAUGAGGUGUUUGGGGAUCCCCACCCGUGUGAUCACCAACUUUGACUCUGGCCACGACACAGAUGGAAACCUGAUCAUAGAUGAGUAUUAUGACAACACAGGCAGGAUUUUGGGGAAUAAGAAGGAUACUAUCUGGAACUUCCAUGUCUGGAAUGAGUGCUGGAUGGCCCGGAAGGAUCUCCCCCCUGGAUAUGGAGGCUGGCAGGUACUGGACGCCACACCUCAGGAGACUAGCAACGGCCUCUACUGCUGUGGCCCUGCCUCUGUCAGAGCCAUCAAAGAAGGAGAAGUGGACCUGAACUACGACACACCCUUUGUGUUUUCCAUGGUGAAUGCUGACUGCAUGUCCUGGCUCGUCCAGGGAGGGAAGGAGCAGAAGCUUCACCAGGACACGAGUUCUGUUGGCAAUUUUAUCAGCACAAAGAGCAUCCAGAGUGAUGAGCGGGAUGACAUCACGGAGAACUACAAGUAUGAAGAAGGUUCCCUCCAGGAGAGACAGGUGUUUCUGAAGGCUCUGCAGAAGCUGAAGGCUAGAAGGUUCCAUGGCUCCCGAAGAGGAGCAGAGUUACAACCUUCCAGGUCCACACCACUGAGCCAGGACAGCCCUCGGAGCCUAGAUGUGCCUUCCCUUCGACCCAGUGAUGUGGUCCAGGUCUCCCUGAAAUUCAAGAUGCUUGACCCACCCAACAUGGGCCAGGAUAUAUCCUUUGCUCUGCUGGCCCUCAACAUGUCCUCCCAGUUCAAGGACCUCAAAGUGAACCUGAGUGCCCAGUCUCUGCUGCAUGAUGGCAACCCCCUGCCCCCAUUCUGGCAAGAUGUAGCGUUCAUCACACUCUCUCCUCAAGAAGCAAAGGCCUACCCCUGCAAAAUCUCCUAUUCCCAGUACAGCCAGUACCUGUCAACAGACAAGCUGAUCCGCAUCAGCGCCUUGGGUGAAGAGAAAAGCAGUCCCAAGAAAAUCCUGGUGAACAAGAUCGUCACCUUAUCUUACCCGAGCAUCACGAUUAAUGUUCUAGGAGCAGCCAUUGUGAACCAGCCACUCUCCAUACAGGUGAUAUUUGCAAACCCCCUCUCAGAACAGGUUGAGGGUUGUGUGCUGACUGUGGAAGGAAGUGGCCUCUUCAAGAAACAGCAGAAAAUCCUCCUUGGAGUUCUCAAACCUCAACACCGAGCAAGUGUCAUUCUGGAGACUGUCCCCUUCAAGAGUGGCCAAAGGCAGAUCCAAGCUAAUAUGAGGAGCAACAAGUUUAAGGAUAUCAAGGGGUACAGGAACGUAUAUGUAAACUUUGCGUUAUAAAUUCCGGAACAA